Molecule: messenger RNA, 1869 nt
Organism: Psilocybe cubensis
Lineage: Eukaryota; Fungi; Basidiomycota; Agaricomycetes; Agaricales; Agrocybaceae
Exons: 5
Coding region: 1-1869 (622 amino acids)
Biological process (GO): maturation of LSU-rRNA from tricistronic rRNA transcript (SSU-rRNA, 5.8S rRNA, LSU-rRNA)
Cellular component (GO): nucleolus
Molecular function (GO): nucleic acid binding; ATP binding; RNA helicase activity
Source: RefSeq, a predicted model, not a curated record
AUGUCACCGGACGAGCCUGUUUCUAGUAGCUCAAAGUUGAGCAAGAAGAAAAGCAAGCAAAAACUCAAGGAUCAAGAGGAAACUGCGAAUGAACCUACGACUUCUGCCUCUGCCUCCGCCUCUGCCUCCACUUCUGCCUCCACUUCCGAUGUUGCUACUCCUGAUGCUACCGAGGCUUCUUCAGAAUCUAAAAAAUCCAGUUCCAAAUCAAAGGCCGCCCCCGAGCAAGCCCCCUCCGAUUCAAACUCCAAGACCGCUCGAAUCCCAUUCUCAACACUAGGCCUUUCCGCGCCUACCUCUCGCGCACUUGAGGAGAUGGGCAUGACUACGAUGACUGCUGUGCAAGCUAAAUCUAUCCCCGUACUGCUCGCAGGCAAAGAUGUUCUCGGUGCUGCUCGCACAGGAUCCGGCAAAACACUAGCUUUCCUCAUUCCCGCCGUCGAACUCCUUCACCGCCUCAAAUUCAAGCCUAUGAACGGAACGGGUAUCAUUAUCAUCACUCCCACAAGAGAACUGGCUCUCCAGAUCUUCGGUGUAGCCAGGGAUCUCAUGAAAUAUCAUUCGCAAACAUUUGGAAUUGUAAUUGGAGGUGCAAAUCGGAGAGCGGAAGAGGAGAAGCUGGUCAAGGGAGUGAAUCUCCUCGUGGCUACACCAGGACGUCUUUGGGAUCAUUUGAGAGAUACAAAAGGAUUUGUGAGAAGAAAUCUCAAAGCCCUCGUCAUCGACGAAGCCGAUCGGAUAUUGGAAAUCGGGUUCGAGCAGCAGAUGAAGGAUAUCAUUGCUAUGCUGCCAAAAGAUGAACGUCAAUCAAUGCUGUUCUCUGCCACACAAACCACAAAAGUCACAGAUCUUGCCCGGAUAUCACUACGACCUGGACCUGUUCAUAUUGAUGUUGACAAAGAGGAAGCUACCAGCACGGUAGCCACUCUUUCACAAGGCUACGUCGUUUGUCCUUCUGAACGCCGCUUCCUCCUCCUCUUCACCUUCUUAAAAAAGAAUCUGAAGAAGAAAGUUAUUGUCUUCUUCUCCAGUUGCAAUUCUGUAAAAUAUCAUUCAGAAUUGCUAAACUAUAUCGAUGUACCUGUCCUGGAUCUACAUGGCAAACAAAAGCAACAAAAAAGAACUAACACAUUCUUUGAAUUUAUCAACGCGGAAUCCGGAAUCUUGCUAUGUACUGAUGUUGCUGCCCGUGGACUUGAUAUCCCUCGUGUGGAUUACAUCGUCCAGUACGAUCCUCCUGAUGACCCUCGCGAUUACAUUCACAGAGUAGGACGAACGGCGAGAGCAGGCAAAGUCGGGAAAAGUUUGUUAUUCCUCCUGGAGAGCGAGCUUGGGUUCUUGAGAUAUCUCAAGGAAUCCAAAGUUCCUCUGAACGAAUUUGUAUUCCCAGCUAAUCGAAUCGAGAAUGUUCAAGCUCAGUUGGAGAAUCUCCUAGAGAAAAACUACAAUCUGUAUCGAUCAGCCACAAGUGGUUACCGCGCAUACUUGCAGUCAUAUGCCUCGUAUUCUCUGAAAAAGAUCUUCGAUGUGAACGCAUUGGACUUGACAAAAAUUGCCAAAGCAUUCGGCUUCAAAGUACCUCCUCGCGUCAAUCUUGCUGUUGGUCCUGGUAAGGGCCAAUCGGCUCGUGUAGGAGAUAAGAGACGUCGCGACGAAGACAGUGCAGUGUCUGACGAGGAUGCGUCAGACUCGGAGAGUCCUAAAAAGCACAAGGGAAGCGGUCAAGUUGGAGAUGGUUCAGUGCGGGGCCCAAUGCGUGUGAAAGAAAAAUCGAAACGCAUGGAGACACUGGGAAAGAAGGCUGUUGAUAAGGAUAUGUACCGGAAAGGCCAGGAGAUGAAGAAGUUGGGCAAGAAUUGGAGUAGAUAG